GCCGGGCCAACAUGGCCGCUUCCCGCCCCGCCGGCCGCCCGCCGCGGGGCUGAGGGACAGCCGCCCGCCCCGCCCCGCCCCGGGCCGGCCUGCCGCCCGCCAUGGAGGAGAGCUCCAGCUGCGAGAGCCUGGGCGCCGGGCGGGCGGCGGCGCGGCCGCCCAGCCGCGACUCCCUCUCCAGUGCUUCCACUUCUCACUCGGACCAUUCUGCUCACACCAAAUCUGCUUCUGCUGUAUCGUCAGACUCGGUCUCCACCUCAGCAGACAACUUCUCUCCAGAUUUAAAGGUUCUGAGGGAGACUAAUAAAUUGGCUGAAAUGGAAGAGCCACCUUUGCUACCAGGAGAAACCAUUAAAGACAUGGCUAAGGAUGUUACUUAUAUCUGCCCCUUCACUGGAGCAAUCAGAGGAACCCUCACAGUUACCAAUUACAGAUUGUAUUUUAAAAGCAUGGAACGGGAUCCUCCUUUUGUCCUAGAUGCAUCUUUAGGUGUAAUCAACAGAGUGGAGAAAAUUGGAGGUGCUUCCAGUCGUGGUGAGAAUUCAUAUGGACUGGAGAUUGUGUGCAAGGAUAUUCGAAACUUGCGAUUUGCUCACAAGCCUGAAGGGAGAACUAGACGAUCCAUAUUUGAGAACCUAAUGAAAUAUGCUUUCCCAGUUUCAAAUAAUCUGCCACUUUUUGCAUUUGAGUACAAAGAGGUUUUCCCAGAAAAUGGAUGGAAGGUGUAUGACCCCACUUGGGAGUACAGAAGACAGGGAAUUCCCAAUGAAAGCUGGAGGCUGACCAAGAUUAAUGAGCGCUAUGAGCUGUGUGACACAUACCCUGCCAUUCUAGCUGUGCCCGUAAACAUUCCUGAUGAAGAAUUAAAGAGAGUAGCAUCUUUCAGAUCGAGAGGACGCCUACCAGUAUUGUCAUGGAUUCACCCAGAGAGUCAAGCAACAAUCACUCGCUGUAGCCAGCCGAUGGUGGGAGUGAGUGGCAAACGAAGCAAGGAAGAUGAAAAAUACCUUCAGGCCAUCAUGGAUUCUAAUGCUCAGUCCCAUAAAAUCUUCAUAUUUGAUGCAAGGCCUAGUGUGAAUGCCGUGGCCAAUAAGGCUAAAGGAGGGGGCUACGAGAGUGAGGAUGCCUAUCAGAAUGCAGAGUUAGUGUUCCUGGACAUUCACAAUAUUCAUGUUAUGAGAGAAUCACUGAGAAAACUGAAAGAAAUUGUGUAUCCCAAUAUUGAGGAGACUCACUGGCUGUCUAAUUUAGAGUCAACUCACUGGCUGGAGCAUAUCAAGCUCAUUCUUGCUGGAGCCCUUCGGAUCGCUGACAAGGUGGAGUCAGGGAAGACAUCUGUGGUUGUACACUGCAGUGACGGCUGGGACCGGACAGCCCAGCUCACCUCUCUCUCUCUGCUCAUGUUAGAUGGCUACUACCGAACUAUCAGGGGCUUUGAAGUGCUAGUGGAGAAGGAGUGGCUGAGCUUCGGCCACAGAUUUCAGCUGAGAAUUGGCCAUGGAGAUAAGAAUCAUGCAGACGCGGAUCGCUCGCCUGUUUUCCUCCAGUUCAUCGACUGUGUCUGGCAAAUGACAAGACAGUUUCCUACAGCAUUUGAGUUCAAUGAGUACUUCCUGAUAACCAUCCUGGAUCAUCUGUACAGCUGUUUGUUUGGAACCUUCCUGUGCAGCAGUGAGCAGCAGAGAGUGAAGGAGAGCCUUCCAAAAAAGACCGUGUCGCUUUGGUCUUACAUCAACAGCCAACUGGAAGACUUCACUAACCCCUUUUAUGUGAGCUACUCCAACCACGUCCUGUAUCCCGUGGCCAGCAUGCGCCACCUGGAGCUGUGGGUCGGCUACUACAUCCGCUGGAACCCCAGGAUGAAACCACAGGAGCCUGUCCACAAUCGCUACAAGGAGCUUCUCGCCAAGCGGGCUGAGCUGCAGAAGAAAGUGGAGGAACUGCAGAGAGAAAUCACCAACCGUUCCACCUCAUCCUCAGAGAGAGCCGGCUCUCCCGCCCAGUGCGUCGCUCCAGUACAGACAGUUGUGUAGCAUGGACUUCUUUUGCCAAGUACCUUCCCAGGACCAUCAGGGUAGCUUUUCUGAAACUCUCUGGAUUUCCAUUGUGAUGUCUGGAAGAUGCCAACCUAUUUAUUUAUUUCUCUCCAGGGUAAUUUAUUAGUACUGUAGCACUAGAGGAAGCUUAAUCAAAAACAAACAAACAAGGCCCCCUAUGCAAUUAACCUUCUCAGUGGCUAGAUUAGUGUACAAACUAAUUGCACUUGCCACCUAAAAGAAACCCAGAACUCUUUCUUUCUUAAUUUAUGUGCUGGAAGUCACUUGGCUUUAAAGAGUCUGUGCACUAGAGUGUGCAUUAGUGCUAUGGAGGAAAAAACGUCCUUUGCUGAAAGAUCAACUCUAACUUUGUAUUGGAGCCUAGAAUACAGCUGUGAAGUCAUGAAACUCCUGGCUAUUAACAUCUGCACAGCAGUGUUAAUGAGAGCAUUUCCCAACACAGAGACAAGCAGUGAUAGAACCUGAAACAUAUCACCAUUGUUCUCACUUUUCACCUCUAUCUAGAUCCCAGGAAGCCAUGUAAAUGAUGCCUUAUUUAACGAAAAGGGCAGCUUCUACUGAUAAAACAGGGCUAGAGGAGCAACCUUACAUGACAUAACUUUAUAGGACAAAGUUUACUCCCAUCUCUGCAACUUUAGUCUUGCUUAUGGUUUACAGCAGAUGUGCCAGGAUGCAACUUCAGCACUUUUAUUUCCAAGGGGGGAAGCAGAAGAUGGCUUCCCUGGGUUUUCUGCAGCUCCUCUGUCCUCCAGUGCCUCACACUCAUCAGGGGAAAGGUAGUGGAAUUCCACGGGGCAUGUGGGAACUGCUGGGAUCAGUCAUUUCAUUUUGCUUGGGUGUGAUUAGUGAUCUUGAUGCUUCUGUGCAGGAUCAUAGUGGCGUACUUAAAGUAUUUCAGUUUUCUGUUCAAUAAUGGAAGCAACUGUCUUAUCAACCAAAGAAGCCUUUCUGCCUGCAUUGCAACUGCUACUUAAGGUUAUUCUGGUAGUCUGAACAGCUUAGCCUUUUCUGAGCCCUGUAUGUAGGUCUUUUUCCUCAUAGCAUACUUCAAGAAUUAGCAUUGCCUGACUAAAGUCCAAAUUCUAUUUUAAUACAAAAAUCUUACUGUAUCAGUGGAGGUAAAGGAACAUGCUUGGUGAAACCAUGACUGCUAUUGCUCUUAAAAACAGAUAAACAUGGGGUGGUAGAAGAGAAGGCUUACAGCAAAGGAAGUUGUGUGCAGGGGUCUUUACUCCAGGCCACUUCUCAUCUCUGUGCUAAGGGAGAGGAGCACUGCUUGGUCUGGGUUCCUGUGUUGCUCCUGUGUGAUCAGAUCCCAUACUGUGGUCACCUGCUCACUACACCCCUCAACACACAGCUUCAUUCUGCCUUUUCCAUCACAGUGAUGUAUUUGCUGAGAGGGUACAAGAGUGGACCAAUUUACACAUAAGAAACUGCCUUUCAAAAGCCACAUUCCUUCUGAGGCAGUAACAGUUUCCCCCCCUGCAAGCUCCCUUUGUGCCUGCUCUGCUGCAAUCUGUCUCUCGUACUUCCAGAAAAAAUUCACAGCAACAGGCUGUGCAGCAUCACUGCAUUUGUUACAGGGUGGCCUGAGACAUGACAGUUGAAUAGUGCAAAAGAUCCACACAAAACACCUUCUGAAGGACCAGAUGUGCUUUGAGGUUAAAGGGCAGAUGUGCUCUUACGUACAAUCACUAUGUAAGAUGGUUCAGUGCAUUAUUCUCUAUUAGCAAACUGACUGUGUGUGUUUAUUUUUUUCCUUGAUGAAGGGUGUUUGGUCUCCUUAACCCUAAUAAAAACUGAUGAAUGGGUAAA
Molecule: messenger RNA, 3872 nt
Organism: Apus apus (common swift)
Lineage: Eukaryota; Metazoa; Chordata; Aves; Apodiformes; Apodidae
Gene: MTMR2
Product: myotubularin related protein 2
Exons: 15
Coding region: 102-2033 (643 amino acids)
Biological process (GO): dephosphorylation
Molecular function (GO): phosphatidylinositol-3,5-bisphosphate 3-phosphatase activity
Source: RefSeq, a predicted model, not a curated record